Microstroma glucosiphilum is the source of this 2301-nucleotide messenger RNA. Its product is annotated as putative QNS1-glutamine-dependent NAD synthetase. Gene Ontology annotation, biological process: NAD+ biosynthetic process. The transcript has 4 exons. Lineage: Eukaryota; Fungi; Basidiomycota; Exobasidiomycetes; Microstromatales; Microstromataceae. The record is from RefSeq and is a predicted model, not a curated record. Bases 1 to 2301 code for a protein of 766 amino acids. Gene Ontology annotation, molecular function: ATP binding; NAD+ synthase (glutamine-hydrolyzing) activity; glutaminase activity. Gene Ontology annotation, cellular component: cytoplasm.
AUGGGUCACCCCGUCACCCUCGCCACUUGUUCACUCAACCAGUGGGCACUCGACUUUGAGGGCAACCUGCAGCGCAUCCUCCAAUCCAUCACACAGGCAAAGGCAAAGGGCGCUCGCCUCCGCGUCGGUCCCGAGCUCGAAGUGCCGGGCUAUGGCUGCUUCGAUCACUUCCUCGAGGGAGACACCGUAUUGCAUUCUUGGGAGGUACUGACGCAGAUCCUGCAGGGAGAUGCUACCGAUGGGAUCAUCUGCGACAUCGGCAUGCCUGUGCUGCACCGCUCCACACUCUACAACUGCAGGGUCCUCGUAUUGAAUCGGAAGAUCCUCAUGAUCAGGCCAAAGCUACAUCUUGCAAACGAUGGCAACUAUCGUGAGAUGAGGUACUUCACACCCUGGUCGAGGCGAGGGGAGACAGACGACUUCUCCUUGCCGAGAAUGAUCAGAGAGGUGACAGGGCAAGAAGUGGUGCCCCUUGGAGAUGCAGUCAUUGCGACCAGGGACACAGUUGUAGGUGUAGAGCUAUGCGAAGAGCUCUUCACUCCCAACAGUCCGCAUCUCGCCAUGGGACUCGAUGGAGUGGAGAUCUUUGUCAAUUCGAGCGCCAGUCAUCAUGAGCUGCGCAAGCUCUACCGCCGGGUGGAACUGAUCAAGGAGGCAACGAUGAAGCUGGGAGGGAUCUACCUAUAUGCCAAUCAGCAAGGUUGCGAUGGUGACCGCCUCUACUACGAUGGCUGUCCCCUCAUCGCUCUCAAUGGCUCCAUCGUUGCCCAGGGCUCUCAAUUCUCGCUUGACGACGUCCAAGUGGUGACAGCUACUGUGGAUUUGGAUGAUGUCAAGACAGCUCGUACGGCAAAGUCACGAGGCAUGCAGGCUAGCUUCAGCCGGGAGAUCAACAAUGGCAGAGGAUUCGAAAGGGUCAAGGUAGACUUUGAUCUGGGCGAGAGAGAUCAAUGGUCCGGCUCAAAGUUCCCUCAGCUAGACGUAGGAGGUGGAGUAGCGGGCGAAGAUGAUCGUCGGCCGUCGCAUAAAGAGCAUGACCCUGAUGCUGCUACUACCAUCGCCACCUCUGCCGAGCAACGAAACGAAGUCUUUUACCACACUCCAGAGGAAGAGAUUGCUCUAGGUCCAGCAUGUUGGCUGUGGGACUACCUCCGUCGAUCUCGGACGCAGGGAUACUUCAUCCCUCUCUCCGGCGGCAUCGACUCUUGCGCUACUGCCACCAUCGUCCACUCUAUGUGCCGGCUCGUGUAUCAAGCAUGCCAGGCAAAGGGCAAGGGAAUCAACCAGCAGGUGUUGGACGACGUGCGGAGAAUCUGUGGAAUGGAGGACAAGGUCAAUUGGGUGCCUGACUCACCACAAGACAUCGCAAAUCGCAUCUUUGUCACUUGUUACAUGGGCACCUCGAAUUCCAGCGAAGAAACUCGCUCACGCGCUAGGGAGCUAGCCGAAGCAAUUGGCUCGUAUCACAUCGAUCUCAACAUGGAUCUCAUCAUCUCUGCAAUAGUCACCCUGUUCUCAUUGGUGACCAACAAGACUCCUAGAUUCAAGGUUCACGGUGGAAGUCCGGGAGAGAAUCUAGCGCUGCAGAACAUUCAAGCACGACUGAGGAUGCUACUUGCGUACAUGUUCGCUCAGCUGACGCCUUGGGUCAGAGGCGGUACGGGGGGUCUCUUGGUGUUAGGAAGCGCUAAUGUCGAUGAAAGUCUACGUGGCUACCUCACAAAGUACGACUGCUCGUCGGCAGAUGUCAACCCAAUCGGUGGCAUCUCCAAGACAGAUCUCAAGUCCUUCAUCGCAUAUGCUUGUACCGCCUUCGACCUACCAGUGCUUGACAAGUUCCUCAAUGCCACGCCCACUGCCGAGCUGGAGCCGAUCACUGAGAAUUACGUGCAGGCUGACGAGGCCGAUAUGGGCAUGACCUACGACGAGCUUUCCAUCUUUGGCCGUCUACGUAAAGUGUCCAAGUGCGGUCCCUACAGCAUGUACCUCAAGCUACUUAGCACCCCCUCCUGGUCCUCCUCCAUGAGUCCCACCGAGAUCGCUCGCAAGGUCAAGCUCUUCUUCUUUGAGUAUGCACGGAACCGACACAAGAUGACAACUUUGACGCCGAGCUAUCACGCGGAGAGCUACAGUCCGGAUGACAAUCGAUUUGAUCUCAGACCUUUCCUCUACCCGUCGAGAUUUCCUUGGCAGUUCAAGAAGAUUGACGAGUUGAGCGAGAGGGUGAGUCAAAGGGCGAUUGGCGUUGUCAGAUCUGCGACUCAUCCUGAGCAAUCUUUUUGCUGCUCUACAGGUUCCUGA